AUGCGCUUGAAUUUAUUCCUUGCUACUCUGCCCUUACUCUCGCUCUCUUCUCAGGUCUCCUUCGGGACACGGCCAUCCUUCUCCAAGACUCUGAUAGACCUUCUAGGCGAUGACCCAGACUACCUAUCCCUCCUGAAACUCAUUCAACACGCUCGCCUAGUCCCCACUCUUAAUCGUUUGGAAAAUGGUACUCUAUUUGCACCAACUAACGAUGCCAUCGAAAAGCACCGUCCGUCUAAUCCUUUGUGGAACUCCAUCCUCGGAAAUUCAAGUUUUGUAAUAAACGACAACAUCCGGAAUCAACUACGCCAGCAAUUAUUUUACCAUAUUAUAAACUUAUACCUGGCCCUUCCUAAGGAUUCGGAGGCAGUGCAAGUUUUGAAGACGUUGCAUUAUCCUCAAUCACCCCUCGAACCACCGACACAUGACCCACCUCCUUAUCCUCCAUGGAUGCCUAUUCCAGGAGGUACUCUUGGUGGCGAACCACAGCGGCUCCGGCUGAUUUCUCGAGGAGAACGUACCUGGGUUGGCGUUGAUGCCCUCGGUAAUGGAGGAGCCAAGAUUGCCGGCAGUGCAACGGCGGCGAACGGCGUGCUCUUUGGAAUUAAAGGUGUCCUAGAACCACCUCCAGACCUUGCCGUUGUCGUCUCUCGCAAUUCUGCUGUAUCCUACUUCCACAAAGUCCUGACACCCGAAAUAACUCGGAUAUUAAACUCAACUGCGGCAUUGACUGUAUUUUUACCGGUCAAUAAGGCUUGGGAAUCAUUAGACAGAUACGAACGGCUGUAUCUUGAGAGUCGAUACGCGACUGACGAUCUCAACAUGAUAUUGAAAAUGCAUGCUGUCGCUGACAAGGACGUUGUUUGGUCAGAAACGUUCGCCCCAUCGGUAAAAUUGACCACGAUAGAUGGUACUACCCUCGAGGUUAAGGUCACCCCUGAGAAGACGACGGUGUCGACGGCGACACUAAUCCAACCAGACAUCUAUGCAUCCAACGGCGUCCUACACUUCGUUGACUCACUUCUGAUUCCACCUGGAGUUUUCACGAUGACCCCCGAGAAGUAUCUUCUCACCUUGGAGUGCUCAAAAUUCGUUUCCCUCAUACAUGAAACCGACCUUACCUUCCUUAUCAAUGACACCGAUGCACAAUACACGAUUUUAGCUCCCAGAGAUGACGUUAUAUCGUUUUUUGGUAGCGGCGGCUUACCCGAACGAGGCUCCGAUGAGAUGAAGAGGAUGAUACUGUACCAUUUUUUGCCAGGGCAUUAUACUCCCAAGAAACUAAAGGCUGGAAUGUUAGUGGAGACCGCCCUCGAAGAGAAAGGACUCGAUGGUCGGAAGCAAGUAUUAGCUGUUGAAGCUGGUGAGGGUGAAAACGGUGAUUCUUGGAAAUCACUCAAGUUUGGUGGUGCAAGUGUGGUCCAUGAACCAGUUGAAGUAAAUAACGUUCUGAUUUACUUCAUCUCCAAACCUAUCAAUCCCCCUUCGGACGUACUCGCCACAGCUUUACCAAUGCUCGACCAUUCCUCCUUCGUUGCUGCGAUUCUAUCCACUUCUAUCAGCGACACGUUCAAAAACACCUCAAGUACGACUUUGCUGCUUCCCAAUAACGGCGCUUUCACACGAUUGGGCCUGCUCGUUAGCAAGCAUUUGCUUGCCCAGUCCAACAAGGCAGACUUGGAGAAGGUACUGUUGCAUCAUACCCUAGCCACCGUGCAAUACGCGGAUGCAUUGCAAAGUGGAACUAAACAUAGUUUUGCCACCUUGGAGGAGUCUGACUUGACAAUCAGUCGGAAAGAUAAUGGAACUAUCUUCGUGAGUGCAAGCGGUGGUUGGGCUGGGAUGAAGUCCGAACUUCGCCCUCGUAAUAUCCUAACGCAAACGGGGGUCAUACACGAGUUAUCGGAUAUACUUAUUCCCAGAUCCAUGGAACUCAAUGUCGGGAAAUUGGUCAAGGUAGCUGAUGGCAGCACCAUGGGCAGUUUACUAGUCAAGGCAGGCUUCGGUUGGGUCUUAGAUGGCACAGCUCCUCCGGAGGAUUCGCCGUGGGCUGAUCAAGGUCUGGAUGGCGCCGCAUGGACGUUGUUAUGUCCUACUGACGGCGCUUUUGAUGGAUACAACUUGACCGAGCUGUCCAGUGACAUGAACGGACUUGUAACGUUGGUCAGCCAGCACCUCAUACCAACCCCUUUCAAGAAGGGUGAGAAGAAGAGUGGGGAGACUCCGUUAGAUAUGGAAGACCCCUUGAACAACAAUCGACCAUUACUGCUCGACCACUCAGUCACAUACUCCACUCUUCGUUCUUCCGCAUCUGCAUACGGGGACGUCGUAUUUAAGAAGGACGGUGAGGCGGAGGGAGGCUACGUUAUUGGCAUCAAGAACGCGAGAGGGACGGACGGGAAAUCGGACUGGGCAAGAGUUGAGUCCUGGGGACGAUCAACAAAUGGAAGGGGCACUGGGGGAGUCAUACAGAUUGACCGGUUGCUUGUGCCAUACCAACCACCAUGGUGGCUCGAGUAUGGUGCCCCGAUUGUAGUAGGAGUAGUCGGCGGUUCCUUGAUAUGUGGUUUCUUCUACGUCGUUCGACUCGUUUGGAGAAGAGACACCACAGAAGCAACUUAUGAACCUGUUGGAGGAUUCGCAACAGACGAUGACGAAGAGUCAUGA
Messenger RNA from Marasmius oreades (fairy-ring Marasmius), 2667 nucleotides. RefSeq lists its product as uncharacterized. The coding region runs from base 1 to 2667 and encodes 888 amino acids. The record is from RefSeq and is a predicted model, not a curated record. Gene Ontology annotation, cellular component: fungal-type vacuole membrane. NCBI's taxonomy places the organism in Eukaryota, Fungi, Basidiomycota, Agaricomycetes, Agaricales, Marasmiaceae. Gene Ontology annotation, biological process: macroautophagy. The transcript has 4 exons.